AUGGGCAUUUUACUGGCAUCGAAUUUAAUCAUGACAUUAAUUGGAAUAUGCUUACAACGAGUUCUACGUGAGCGAAAUGUAAAUUUCCUCUCUACCACUCAACAUAUCAUUUCUUGUCUAACAAGUGGCAUACUUUUAGGUACUCUUUUAAUGAUGAUCCUUCCUGAUUCCCUUGAACUAUUUGCUCAUCGAUGGCAUACGAUGAGCAUGGGUUAUUUAUUUAUUGGUUUAGGCUUUUUUCUUAUAUGUAUUAUUCAAGAUUUAUUUAAUUUAUAUGAAUUAUAUGCAUUCAAACGACAAGCUAGUAGUGAAAAAGAAGAAAUUCUAAAUUCAUCGAAGGAAUCAAAUCACGAUAAUCGUAUAACACGUCUCAUUGCACUGGUUUUUGCUCUCGGUACUCAUAAUUUUUUUGAUGGGAUUAUCAUUGGUGGACAAACGAAAGACGCAAUGACAUUGUGGCUUGUAGUAGCUGCCAUAUGUUUUCAUAUGUCUUUAAUUGCAUUUUCCGUAACACUUCGUCUUUUAGUUGAUAAUGAAACUUAUAUUCGAGUGUUCUGUGCUAUGUUUAUCUGGAGUUUGAUGGGACCUCUCGGUGUACUUGCUAGUUUACUUAUCACUUCGGAAUCAUCUGGGUUUAGUCUGCUCAAUGGUACUUUACAAUGUUUUAGCGCUGGAACAUUCCUUUAUAUAACAUUUAUUGAUAUGAUUCAUAGUGAUCUGAUGAAAAAAACGUUUUAUCCAUUUGCUAACAGUCUGUUGAUUUUUGGUGGAUUUUCAAUUAUUGUUUUAAUUAGUCUGCUGCAUAAAUAUAUGCAUUAG
Rotaria socialis is the source of this 819-nucleotide messenger RNA. The record is from the annotation of a GenBank genome assembly. Lineage: Eukaryota; Metazoa; Rotifera; Eurotatoria; Philodinida; Philodinidae.